AUGUUCAAUGUAUGCGAGAGACCAUUGACGGUUAAUAAUGAAGGGUAUCCCAGUGGAAGUGAAGGUUUAACAAAUUGUGAAGUCGAAAAUGAAUUUCUGUAUGCAUCUGGUACAUUACCAUGCCAUCGAGACACUAAUUGUAUCGAAAUUACAGUCAAAAUUGGAGCUGCUGAAAUAGUUGACAACAUUCAGUUAUCUAUCGGAUAG
Molecule: messenger RNA, 207 nt
Organism: Rotaria socialis
Lineage: Eukaryota; Metazoa; Rotifera; Eurotatoria; Philodinida; Philodinidae
Source: the annotation of a GenBank genome assembly